UAAUAGAUUUGAAUAUAUUUUGUUUACAGGUUAUAAGUUAUAACGUAAAGUCACGAAAAGAGUUUGUGAAAAUUGAAAAUUGCACUACUCCUCUAGUAGCAAGUACUACUGGAAACUGGAAACUGGAAACCAAGCUAACUAUCCCAAGGAUCAUAACUAAUAGCAUAGUAAAUAGAUAAUGUCUGAUUCUGCAGGCUCAGGAGAAAGUGACGGUUACUACGGAUAUGGACAGUAUGCCGGAGAUGAGUCGUACUAUAAUAACAAUAACUAUAGAGGAGGUUAUAGAGGAAGAGGACGAGGAUACGAUUAUAAUAAUGGAUACUCGUCGUAUAGAGGAGGGUACAGACACUCGUCAUAUAGUGGUAGAAACACUUCCACUUAUAUAGCACCAGGAGCUCGAGAUACUCAUACCCGAGAUACUCAUGCUCGAGAAGGUCAUACCCGAGAUGAAUCAGAAGGUAUAAAAGAAGACAGUCAUUAUGGUGAAGAAGAAGGUUAUGACGGUUAUCGAGGCAAUAACUAUAGGGGUUCGUAUCGUGGAGGAAGAGAUAUUAGUGGUAGAGGUAGAGGUGGAUCUACAUACCAUUAUAGAGCCAGUACAGGAGGCAUUAGGGAAGGAUAUUCACAUGAUACUUAUAGUAAGGAAAGUUCCAACUCAUCAAGUGGUACUCCUAUCCAUGCAAGAGACACUUCUGUAUCUACGGCCAAAACAUUCAAUAAUCCAUGGAUAGGGAUUCUCCAAAUAGACUCAGAAACGACUCAGGACUCAUUAGAGAAAAAUUAUAACGACUUGAAGAAAGUCAACAAAGACAUAGACCAGUUACAAAAGAUACGAUUGGAGUUGGAAAACAGUGUAAAUUUCUUAGACAAUCAACUUGAAAGAGAGGCAUUGAAUGUUCAGCUCACCAAUGAGAAGCUUGAGGAGUUUGCCUACUUAUAGGGUAUCUGUAUGAAUAUGUAUAAUAGGGCUGUACUUUAUAGUGUACAUAGUGUACAUAGUGUAUAUAGUGUACUUUAUAUUGAACUUAAUAAUGUAUGUAUUAGUUCGUGUAUGUUAGCGUUCUACCGAAUUAGAAGGACUACGUUUAGUUAUACUAGCAGAUUCACAGAUAUAUCAAAUCAGUUCAGUGAAUUAAGGGAAUCUUCGGAUGCAUGCCUAUAUAAAGAAAAGUAACUUUAUUUAUAAAUGUAGCUUAACUCCUAUGUGGAAAUAUGGCGUAUAAAUAUUUAGCCCAUUCCCACCUUAUUUAUUUUCCCCACAAUUUCUCCUCAGAAAAUUGAUGCAAAAGGAAUAAAUAUUUUCCGUCAUAAUAUUACUAUGCAAAUUUAUCGUUAUCUUCUAAGUGAUAUACAACAAGGCCUAAU
Scheffersomyces amazonensis is the source of this 1365-nucleotide messenger RNA. RefSeq lists its product as uncharacterized. Bases 179 to 940 code for a protein of 253 amino acids. Lineage: Eukaryota; Fungi; Ascomycota; Pichiomycetes; Serinales; Debaryomycetaceae. The transcript has 2 exons. The record is from RefSeq and is a predicted model, not a curated record.